AUGGUGGUGGGUUGUGGUGCAUUGGUCACCGCACAGCAAUCUUGGACAGCCCCCAUGAAUGGGCCCAAAGGAGGCAAUGCAGCACAUUACUUGGCCAAAAAUUGGCAUGUCCCAAAUGCCAACUUUUAUGGUCAUCAGGACGUAUCAUUUACAAACGAUCCUAUAAGCGGAGACAACAACACGAGUGUACUUCAAGUCAAAUACAAGGAGGGUGCCUAUGGUGCUAUGGGCGUUGGUGGUACAAGUGGUUGCGAGUUCAACGUCUAUCCCUUUGGCCGUUCAGCAUCCUAUGAAAGUGCUAUGGUGAGUUACCAAGUUGCAUUUGCUGAAGGAUUUGAAUGGGUUGAAGGUGGUAAAUUGCCUGGUAUCUUUGGAGGUGAUGCGGCUGCUCGUUGUUCUGGUGGUAAUUUGGCUGACGGCACCAAUUGCUUCUCGAUGCGGCUCAUGUGGCGUUCAAAUGGAAAUGGUGAGGCCUAUGCUUAUAUUCCUGAAAACGGCCUUUGUGAUUCAGGCAAGAAAAACGUUACGUGUGAAGGUGGAUACGGCGUUAGCAUCUCGCGUGGGGCGAUCAAAUUCAAAACCAACACGUGGACAAAGCUGUCAGUCUACGUCAAAAUGAAUGAUGCCAAUGCAUCCAAUGGCGAACUCAAAGUAUGGCAAGAUGGGGCACUUGUCAUCAAUGCCUCCAAUAUCAAAUAUAGGACAUCCAACAAGAUUGGAGCCACCAGCCUAAUGUUUAGCACCUUUUUUGGUGGUGCUGGUCUAGCGUAUGCAUCUGCAGUCGACACAUCGGCCUAUUUCAAAGAUAUCGAAAUGAGCGUUGGCUAG
Molecule: messenger RNA, 828 nt
Organism: Lichtheimia ornata
Lineage: Eukaryota; Fungi; Mucoromycota; Mucoromycetes; Mucorales; Lichtheimiaceae
Exons: 3
Coding region: 1-828 (275 amino acids)
Source: RefSeq, a predicted model, not a curated record